AUUAUUUACGAGUAUUAUUUAAGAUUAAGUUUACAAAAAGAUGCAAUAAGUAUCAUUGCCACUGAUCGAGAAGUACCACAGCGGUCUCCAGAAGUCUGAAAAAUAUUCAUUCUUCCAUAGGCUUUGGUAACAUUAUGGUCAGCGUUACUGCAUCCUACUUAUGAGUCACGGGUCCAAAUCCCGACAACGGCAAAAGAAUUUUUCUGCGUCAAAAACGGUAGGAUUAGUCUGCAUUGCUGUAAUGAACAAGUUCUCAAACAGACUCAGCUCAAAAGUGUUAUGAAUUUUAUUUAUUUUUGCGAUGCAUAUGUAUAUCAAAUGAAUAUCUGGCGUAGAUUAAACAUCUAUGUAGAUAUAUAUGUAUAAUGUUUAAUAGCCGGUCAGCUAGCCUUUGAGUGUAUAUCUAAAAUAGAUAAUCGUGUACAUAUAUAUCUUAUACAAGGUGUAACAGAACUCGUAGUCACGGUUUAUAUAGCGUUAUCCUUUUGAAAAAGGAGUCGAAAAGUCCUGUACUAUUUUUUCCUGCAGUGCAUAAAUGUCUUGUAAUAAUUAAGCGAAGCACAACCAAUCCAUCGCGUUUCAGAACGGCAGGCAUAGCGGAGAGAAGGUAAGGCUACUACUGUUACGCCCUGUAUAUCCCUGUCACGAACCAUGCACCAUAUGAAAGUCUACUUCAAGCAAUAAAAUUACAUUAAGCUUUACCAACAAAAAAUCUAUUGGUUCCUUUAUUGGUGACCAGCAAAUCUAAUAUUUUCGAUAAUAAUUAAAAUAUUUCUUUACGAUGUUACAUAGAAAAUACAAUAUUGCUAAUCGGUUAUCUUCACCACUUUAGCACUCGAGUAGAGUAAUCAAAAGGAAGGUUUCAUACACACAUUAUAAUUAUUUUGGCAAAUAUUAUAUCAUGUAUAUUCCAAUUAUUCUAUGUUGUUUCAUAUAAAGUUUGUACAUGUAUUUACAAUAAAAAAUGUAUUGCAUAAUACAGUAUUAAAAUACUUUAAAGUACUUAUAUCUAUUUUACACAUAUCUAAAUGAUAUUUUAAAGGUGUUCAGUUUACAAUGUGAAAGUAGAUAUAUGAAAGAUGGAGUAUUAAGAAUGGGAUCAAUAAUAAUAAGUUACCUUUUCAAAAUUUCAACACCAACUACCGGCGGAUAUUUUUUGUAUAGGAUGGGCCAUUUGAAACCAGUCAUUUUGACUGGUCUUGGUAGUUCUAGUGUUAAUGAAAACUGUUAAACAUAAGGGUCUAGUAAAGCCAGGUCGGUCAUUUUGAAUUUUAAUGGCACAGGUGAGGAAAUCCCGUAGAAUUUCUAACUGGUAUUUGGCUACAUUUUUUCACGUUUUCGUCGAAAUGUGAUUGCCGUACUGACCAGUGGAUGUAUAAAAUGUGUCAGCCGGUCCGUGUUUGCGUUGAUAUUAUAUUUAUUAUCGAAAUAUCACCCUUGAAUCCUAGUCUCGUUAACGGGCCAAUUUUUGGAUAUCUUGUUUUGCAGUGCAUCACCCGUCAAAUUGUGAACUCAUUAGCUGAUACAUUUUAUGAAUACCUCGUUUCUUCGUGUCGAAUUUUUUAUUGGCACAUGUUAUUCGCUUCGCAGAAUACCAACUGAAAAUUUUACGCAAUUUUCACUGCCUCUGACAACAAGAUUCAAUAUGGCUGACCUAGCUUCACUGGACCCACAAUGUUAUGAUUAUAUGUUUAGCUUCCAUCAAUGAAGAAACAUGAUUCACUAAUUUCUACUAGAUUUAACCCUUUCGCUUCCACAAGUCGCUGCGCCAAAGCGUCGAUACUGAACGGGACCCCGUGCCAAAAGUGUACACGUUACGCUUAUAGCCUGUGUUGGAAGCGAAAGGGUUAAAAAUAUGAUCCAUGAUUUCCUACCAUUGAAAGAUAGAUUAACUGUAUCACUUUCAAUUUCAUUAUUUUUGGUACCGAUAUGACAAGGCAAAUACUUUAUCAACUUGAGUUAUUCGAAUUCAAAAACAUUACCAACUCAAGAUUACACUCAAGUCGAGAAUUUGGUGAAGGAAGAAGGAACACGUCUACAUACACUCAAUUCUGCAAGUCGAAUCCAAUUUUGCCGUUCUAAAAAUAGAAGACACCAUACAAGUGUGCAAUGAAGUUAUUUCGGGUCUUUAGGCCAAUUCUAUCUACUCACAGGAAAUUUAGCAUAAAAGUUCAGGGGCAACCAAUCUCAUUAACUAACUCCCGUCUACCAAAUCCAGAUUAUGAUUUUGAAUAUUUGUGUAAUCCGUCUAACAGAAAUGAGAUAUUUGAAAAUAUUCGAAAAAGGAAGAGCCAAGGAGACAUAGACAAGGUCCUCGAGUUGUCUCAAUCUCCAGAAUUACGAGAUACGUUUCUGGCAGAGAUAAAUACGAUUCCAAAUCAUACAGCUGAAGAAGUAAUGGAAUAUGGAGAAAAUCCACAAGUAAUAAGGGUUUAUGGUAAAAAGGCGGAAUUGAAUUUUGAAUGCAAAAGAUUGUCAGAAUUGGCGAAACAUUUGCAAUUAAUGAAGACGGACCGCUUGGGUCCACUAACAGGACAGAAGAGUUAUAUACUCCUGACAGACUUGGCAGAUAUGGAACAGGCACUCGUACAAUAUUCUGUAGACAAGUUGAUCAAAAAUAAUUUUAAAUUAGUCUCGGUACCUGAUAUUAUAUCUUCAGAAAUUAUAAAAAGGUGUGGAUUGAUAUCUAAAGCAGAUAGAACACUCGUAUAUUGUUUAGAUUCCCAAUACGGAGAAAAUGUAAGUCUUUCUGGGACAGCAGAAAUGUCAAUGGCACAAAUGUUAAUGAAUACUGAAUUCACGCGGCAAGAAAUCCCUUUAAAAUUAGCUGCAGUCAGCAGAUGUUAUAGAGCUGAAACUUCAACUCUUUACGAAGAACGAGGAAUAUACAGAGUACAUCAAUUUACGAAAGUUGAAAUGUUCGUUUGUUGCGAACCAGAAGAAUCCUCAGAGUUUUUGCACAAGAUACAGGAGAUCCAAGAAAAUCUCUUUUCUAAUUUAGACUUACAUUUUAAAGUAUUAGAUAUGCCUCCACACGAGUUAGGAGCCUCUGCAUAUCGGAAAAUGGAUAUCGAAGGGUGGAUGCCAGGUCGAAAGCAAUUUGGCGAAUUGUCCAGCUGUAGUAACUGUACCGAUUAUCAGUCACGUCGAUUGAAUAUUAAGUACAGAUCACGAUCUGGAAAAUUGCUGCAUGUUCAUACCUUGAAUGGUACAGCAUGUGCAAUACCACGAAUGUUGAUCGCUAUUUGUGAAACUCAUCAAACAAAAGAUGGAGAUAUAAAGGUUCCUAAAAAACUUAUACCUUACAUGCAAGGGAAAACUUUAAUCACAAAACAGUCUGCAGCAAAUAUGAAACCUCAUAAACUUCAACAGAAUAUUUAGUAAAUGAAAUAAGAACAAAAUGUAUAAACAAGUUAAGAAUGAAUAUCUACAUUUUCAUGAUAAAUCAUUACCUGAACACAGUUCAAUUAUUUUUAUUAAUACUUAUUAUAUAAGUUUAAAUAUAGUCCGUGCGCGGUGGUGAUGUAGCUAUAAUAA
Molecule: messenger RNA, 3537 nt
Organism: Orussus abietinus
Lineage: Eukaryota; Metazoa; Arthropoda; Insecta; Hymenoptera; Orussidae
Gene: SerRS-m
Product: serine--tRNA ligase, mitochondrial
Exons: 5
Coding region: 2110-3381 (423 amino acids)
Biological process (GO): mitochondrial seryl-tRNA aminoacylation
Cellular component (GO): mitochondrion
Molecular function (GO): tRNA binding; ATP binding; serine-tRNA ligase activity
Source: RefSeq, a predicted model, not a curated record